UCAUGGGGCUGGGCAACUCUUAAGCUACAGUGACAAUGACAGCUGUUGAGAGAUUAUACUGAGAGAAAGAGAGGGAGAAAUAGUGAGACAGUCAGACGCACAGAAAUCAGAGAGAGAGAGAAAGAGAGAGAGAUUUAGGGGGAGAGAGAGUGAGUUGGGAGUUCGUCAUUAUGGCGUCUUAUUAGCAACAUACAGAACAGCUCUGUCAAGCUUUUCUUAGCAUAGCAACUUUGCUAGACUCAUAUCCAUCAUCCCCGGAGGAGAAGGUUUCACAGUUUCACCUGGAUACUGGAUGGUUCAUAUUGAAAACUAACCACAUUUCGCAGAUUUGAGGAAGUGUAAACUAGUUUCAACCCCCCCCCUGAGGGACAGAAUCUGAGUCAGCUGUAAGGAUCCAGCAGAUUUCCGAUGUUCCUUUUGAGGCAAAACAUCUCGAGGCAGCAGUCUCGUAGAGACGAUGCUCCUCGGGUCCUCGGGCAAUGGCCGACUAAAAGCUACACAAUGGACGACGUAAAAAGGCAGUUAAGGCGCAAAAGCAGCCAUGAUCGGAGCCUGACGUCAGCCAACCGGAUUCGCAAACACACCAUCACUCACUUUGGCUACAUCACACUGAACCUGGCCAUGAGGGACCUGCAGGAAGCUCCUGCUGAUCUGUGGGAACUCUGUGAGCUGGAGAAGCUCAACCUGUCCAUGAACUUUCUGUGCAUGCUGCCGCCUGAUCUGGGGGCCCUGGAGAACCUGGUGGUGCUCAACAUUUGGGGGAAUGAGCUGGUCAGUCUUCCACCUGAGAUUGGGCUCCUACGGAAUCUCAGGGUACUCUUCGCCUACAGCAAUCGCCUCAGCGAGGUUCCGGAGGAAUUGAGCGACUGCUCCAAACUUGAAGUCCUCAGCCUGGCCAACAAUCAGCUGACCGGACUCCCAGGUAAGAUUGCAUACAUGGGAAGGCUGACCAAGCUCAACUUGAGCAACAACCAGAUGGCACACAUACCUGCCUGCAUCUACACCAUGAAGAACCUCGUCUUCUUGGACUUGGCUCACAAUGUUCUGGAAAACAUUGCUGAGCAGAUCCAGGACUUGGUCAAUCUAAAGAUCUUGAUCUUGGAAGGGAACCGCAUUCGAACACUGCCCAGGAAUCUGUGCUUUCUGAACGAACUGGAGCUCCUCAAUGUGGACUACAAUGACCUGCAGAACAUUCCAACAGAGAUGUACCUACUCAAGAAGCUGGAGAAAUUGGCCUGCCAUCCACUGGAUAAGGGACUUCACAUAGUCCACAAUCCUCUUCAGAAACCCAUACAGGAAGUUAUUGGAGGAGGACUGAAGGCGUUGUAUAACUACCUCAAACCAGCCUGAGAAAGGCUAACAAACAAAUGUUUUAAACAGAAGUCACAGGUAUUGCUGCGACAACAAAAGCGUGGUGUAAUUUCAUAUUUUAUAUGAAGAAUACCUCACUUGUAGCUCUUUGAAGCAUAAGGCGAAAUUCUGUACAAUCUGUGAAUUCUAAAAUUCAAUAUUUUAGAAUGCAUUUUUUUGCCUACAUGGAAGAGGAAGUAUUUUGUUAUAGUUUGACUUGAAGUAUUAAUUUUUAAUGUAUAGUCUUUAUAUCCAUGUUGUUAUUUUCUGAUAUUGAAGCAAAUGGAAAAACUCAGACAUGCAGACAAGAUAUUAAAAACACAUACUUUUUAUUAAUUGUCAGAAUGUGUGACUACCUUUAUUAAGUCCAGAGAUUUAUAUAGUAUGGGUGUAAACAACUGUACAAAUUUUACAUUGGUGAGAUUUUUUUAUUAAAUCUAUACAGGAAAUGUAGUAUCAUUCUUAUAGGAAUUAUUAACAUGUAGCAUGGGAAAUAUCAAUAAACUGUCUGGACAGUUUCUUUUUUGCUGUUUGAAUGUUGGAGCUAUACACUAUAUUGUAUUUUGGUGUUGUUUUGUUUCAUUCCACCUGCAGCAUGUGAAGGCAUGUUUAACAUUGUCUUGUUAAAAUGUUUGCUCCUUUUCCAACUUCUUCUGGAAUGUGUUGCAGGAUUAAAAAGCGUAAAUGGAUGUAUAUUAACACAUUUAAGAAAAAGCACACAGCAAUUUGUGUUGGCUUUUUUGGAGAAUGCCAUAUAAUAAGAUAUAUAAUAAUUAAAAGUAUUAUCAAUUCUGAGAUAUCAUAUAUCAGAUAUCUGUUAUGUAUAUGGUACAGUAUGUAGACAUCUGGCUCUUUGUUACACAACAUAAACAAAUCUGUAGACGUGUUCUUGCUUGAUUAAAUAAGCUCAUAAUUAAUGUGAUCAAAAUAAGCUUUUAACAGCUCAGAGCCAAUUUGUUGUUCUCCGGAUCUGAACUUAGAGUAACAACAACUUGAUUUGAAGGAGUGUCUGAUGAAAUCUGUCUUUGGGAGCGGGUUUCUCCAUUUUUAUGCUGGAAAAUGUUUAGGAACGGAAACAAACCGUCAUUGUGAAGUGUCUGAAUGAUGUGUGCAUUUAUGUGCUUUCUUUUUUUUGUUUCUGCUUUUCCGCACCUGUCAGUUGUCACUGUUUUUAAAGUUGAUAUGCCUUUCUGAAAACCCCCAUGAGGGCUUCAUUCACUUUUAUAAAUAUUUGGUAUUUUUUUUUAAAUGACAGCUGAAGCUCCAGCUUUUAUCUUCUGAAUCGACUGUGUUAACUGGCCGUGGAGCUGUUUUGAGAGUGGGUCAUCAGAUCAGGGUGUGUGUCUCUAUUUCAGUCCGUGUUUUAGCCCUGUGGAAGCUGUGAGCUUAGCCAUGUGCAGGCUUCAUCGGGGGUCGGGGUACAGAGUGGGCUGCCUUCUUUUAGACCCCUUAAUCCGGCCUUACAUACACACACACACCACACCAUACUUAUGUAGCCUACAGUUGUGUUACAGUAUAUGGUAGGGUUUUAUUGACUUGUGUGCUCACAAUUAAACCAAACCCUGCUUAACCUCUGUAACCAAAUAUAUAAUACACUUCUUGAAAUGAGAAAAAUACACAAAAAUAAAGUUUCUAUAUUCAAACCA
Molecule: messenger RNA, 2996 nt
Organism: Astyanax mexicanus (Mexican tetra)
Lineage: Eukaryota; Metazoa; Chordata; Actinopteri; Characiformes; Acestrorhamphidae
Product: leucine-rich repeat-containing protein 30-like
Exons: 2
Coding region: 409-1350 (313 amino acids)
Molecular function (GO): protein binding
Source: RefSeq, a predicted model, not a curated record